AUGUCUAUUUUCAAAGAGGCAAAAGGCCGAACGCUAUACCGCAUGAUGAGUAUAUCCUCUUCUCUUGCGUUCUGUAUGUAUGGAUACGACUCCGGCGUUCUCGGUGGACUCCAAGAGACGGAUGCAUACUUGAAAGCACUACAGUAUCCCAAGGGGUCAUAUAUCAUACCUAUAAUUGCUUCCUCCUACACCCUGGCAGCAGCGGUGGGCUCACUGACUGUGAUGAUGUUUGGAAUGGUGCUUGGACGCCGAUAUUGCAUUGUCCUUGGUAACGUUUGCGCCAUUAUCGGUGCAGUUCUCCAAGCAUAUUCUUGGUCUGUACCUCAGAUGAUUGUAGGGCGUGUGGGAUUCGGUCUGGGGUAUAUCUCAUGCACCGUGCCGACUUAUAUGGUCGAGAUGAGUAUAGAUUCAAAAGCGCGUGGACCAGAAGUCGCUAUUCAAUGCGCCGUCCUUAUCUCAGGCAUUGCGCUCGCGUACUGGGUUGACUUUGGCUUCACUCGCAUGGACAAUCAAAUUUCCUGGAGAAUUCCCAUUGGUCUCCAGGCAGCUUUCGCUAUAAUGUCGAUCUCUGGAAUGCUUCUGCUCCCAGAUACACCUCGAUGGUAUUAUGCGACAAACCGAACAGAACAGGGCGAUAAUGUUCUUGCCCGUCUACAUGGGCUACCGCUGGAUGACCAUCGAGUACAGGCGCAGAAAGAAGAAAUCCAAGCAUCGAUCAGACUUGAAGAAAGUGAAAAGUCCAAGUUCAACAUGAGUCUACUCCUGUGGGACACAACCGAUCUUCGAAUCGGGCGACGUAUUCGUAUCGCGUUUCUGAUGUUAUCAAUCAAGCAGAUGAUGGGAAUCAACAUGAUGGUCUACUACAGUCCUACGAUAUUUGCCCAAGUUGGCUUAUUGCCCUUCCUCUCGCAAGUGCUCGCCGCAGUUAUGAUGACUAUCUAUGCCUUUGGAACAUAUCUCCUACCAAGCACUAUCGAGCGGUUGGGGCGCAGAUCUAUUCUCUUAUGGUCGGCGAUAGCUUGUACCAUCUUGAUGCUCAUAUUUGUCGUCAUGAUUGGAUUGGAGAAUCGCACCCUCGCCACCCAGUGGACAGCAGUCGCAGCCGUGAUCUCGUUCAUGUUUGUGUUUGGAUAUAGUUGGAUUGGCAUCACAUGGCUUUACACUGCUGAGAUCGCUCCUUUGAAGUACAGACAUGUUGGCGCCGCUGCCGGCGCAUUUGGAGAAUGGACUUUCUCCUUCAUCACCAUAUUCGGAGGUGGAACUGCAAUCACGAACGUUGGCUGGAAAAUCUAUAUCUGGCAGCUUCUUUCCUGCGCAACGGCUGUAGUCUUUAUAUACUUUAUGUGCCCUGAGACAAAUGGCAAGACGCUCGAGGAGAUUGAUCUCUUGUUCGCCGUUGAUUCCGUUCGGAACACCAUCCUUUCUGAUCAGAUUAUACACGAUCACAAAGGCGAAGCCACUAGUGAAAGGAUAGAGCGGGUGGCCUAG
Messenger RNA from Penicillium soppii, 1488 nucleotides. RefSeq lists its product as uncharacterized. The coding region runs from base 1 to 1488 and encodes 495 amino acids. The transcript is spliced from 10 exons. The record is from RefSeq and is a predicted model, not a curated record. Gene Ontology annotation, biological process: carbohydrate transport; transmembrane transport. NCBI's taxonomy places the organism in Eukaryota, Fungi, Ascomycota, Eurotiomycetes, Eurotiales, Aspergillaceae. Gene Ontology annotation, molecular function: carbohydrate:proton symporter activity. Gene Ontology annotation, cellular component: membrane.